Penicillium angulare is the source of this 1947-nucleotide messenger RNA. RefSeq lists its product as uncharacterized. Gene Ontology annotation, biological process: nucleoside metabolic process. The transcript is spliced from 2 exons. Gene Ontology annotation, molecular function: catalytic activity; protein binding. The record is from RefSeq and is a predicted model, not a curated record. Bases 1 to 1947 code for a protein of 648 amino acids. Lineage: Eukaryota; Fungi; Ascomycota; Eurotiomycetes; Eurotiales; Aspergillaceae.
AUGGGCUCUUAUGGUAUCUCUUCCGCAACACGUGUCGCCGAAGACAUGUUACACAAUUUCCCCCAUAUUCAAAUCGGUCUGAUGGUGGGGAUUGGCGGCGGAGCUCCAAGCCCAGGUCACGAUAUACGUCUUGGCGGUAUUGUGGUUAGUAUUCCUGUCAAUAGCCGAGGGGGUGUCAUUCAGUAUGAUUUUGGGAAAACGAUCCAAGGCCAAACAUUUCAACCUACGGGUUUCCUGAACCAACCACCUGCUAUACUCCGUGCGGCUGUGAGUGGACUUCAAGCACAAUAUGAAAGUGACGGUCAUCAACUUGAAAAGGCAGUCAAUGAGGUCCUUGAGAAGAAACCGAGGUUGUGGAGGAAAUAUAAACGGCCAGAUCCUGAGAGUGAUCGGUUAUACAAAAGUCAUAUUGUUCACCGACUUCAACUUGAAGGUACUACAUGUGCUGUGACUUGUGGCAAGGAUGCAGACAAGUUGAUCUCACGUCUGCCUCGUUCAGAGGAUGAAGAUAAUCCGGCAAUACAUUAUGGUCUUAUCGCGUCGGCUAACCAGCUGAUGAAAGAUGCUAUUGUUCGCGAUAAACUCGCCAUGGAGAAUGGGGUUCUAUGUUUCGAAAUGGAAGCAGCUGGGCUAUUGGAUAGUUUCCCGUACCUUGUGAUUCGGGGUAUUUGUGACUAUUCCGAUUCACAUAAGAAUAAAGAUUGGCAGGGUUAUGCCGCCAUGGUCGCAGCUGCAUACGCCAAAGAUAUCUUAUAUCGGAUUGUCUCUCGGCAAAUAAAUGAUAAAGGGGUACCUGCCACUGCCAGUCUCUCGUCGCCUAAUGAUAGAGGUAAAUCAAGUGAUCACCCUCGCUCAUAUUGCCCACAAUAUCAAUAUCAACCAGCCGAAGAGCCAAGACUGGAUGAUAAAGAAGUAUCUACCAGUCUCUUAUCGCCAAAUAAUGGGGGUCAAUCAAGUGAUCGCCCUUGCUCAUAUUCAAAUUUCCCACAAAGCCAAUAUCAACCGGCCGAAGAACCGAAAUAUUCUUUCCCGGUAGCAGUCUUCUCGUCCGCAAAGUCGCCUGAAGAACAAAAACCAGCCGCUAAGGUGGAAAGGCGAACAGCGCCAAGCCAUCGGAAAUCCGAGCGAGACCCCAUAGAAUGGAAUCUUGAGAGUCAUUCGUCUCGUGUUCUUACAGUAGCCCUCUCGCCCAGGGGUACUAUUGGUGUUUGCUCAGUCGCCUUCUCCCCCAAUGACAAACUGUUGGCCUCUGGCUCUGAAGGCAAGACGGUUAUAAUAUGGGACAUUAGAACAGGCUCUGCACUCCAUAUUCUACAGCAGACACCUAGUUCUAUCGGUCCGUUGGCCUUCUCGCACGACUGUCAGUUCUUGGCUUCUGUUUCUAGUGAUAUAGAUGUUGGGCUAUGGAACGUUAGCACUCGUGCUCAAGUCAAGCGAUUUUCGGGCCAUCGCAAGCGGCCUUUAUCGGUCGCGUUCUCGCCAGUCGCCAAUCAAUUGGCAUCUGGAUCUAGUAACUACGAACUGCAACUCUGGAGCCACACAUGGAUGUACCCCAGUCCCAUCAAAUCCCCCGAUAUUCAUUCUCACCCUCUUACUUCAUUAGCCUUCUCGCCUGAUGGCCGAAUACUAGCCGCUGGCACGAGAUACCAUGGGAAGAUUUGGCUUUGGGACCCCUUGUCUAGAUCUCUGUGCAGGACGUUCACAGAUGACCAUUCGGAGGGGGUGGAGGCAUUGGCCUUCUCGCCCGACGGCAAGCUGCUCCUGUCUGGAUCUAAGGAUAUGACAGCGAAAAUCUGGGAUAUCAGAACUGGCUAUAUUGUUGGGACGUUCAGAACUCAUUUUGAAAAAGUUUGCUCAGUAGCAUUCGCGUCCAGUGAACAGAUCUUGGUUGCUGGCUUCUCCGAGAAGACAGUGCAAGUAAAUGUUUUCAAUUUCCGGGCACGAUAA